UCUUUCUCCUCUUCGCUGUCUAUCCAACUCUUUCUUGCUUUGGACUUUUUUUUCUACUCAACAUCUCUCCUACUCUUUUCCAUCCGCUCAAAAUCCUCAUUUCUUCCUCCUCCCUUUUGUCGUUACGUCCUCCCCUACCCAAACCUUCCUCGACUCUAGCGCCUUUACCCCUCCUCCGUGACUUGCAGUGCGAGCUGUAGGCCCCAUUCAACCUGAUUAGAAAGUCUUGCUCCCGUGGCAAGACUUUCCUUUGAGAACUUUCACAAUUUCUUCCGAACUUCCCGUUCGUGACGCUGCGAAGCCUGGAAAGCGCAGAGCGUCUGUUGAUAACAAAGCUCCGCCGGAGAAGAAGAUCAUGACUGACUCCAAGAUGCAAAUUGACAACCCACAGGAAACUGUGGAGUUGAUCAAGCAGGGAGAGAUUGAUGAAUCUCUUUACAGCCGGCAACUGUAUGUCCUCGGCCAUGAAGCUAUGAAACGUAUGGGCAAAUCGAAUGUCCUGGUUGUUGGUUUGAAGGGUCUGGGUGUUGAGAUUGCUAAGAACAUCGCUCUUGCUGGUGUCAAGUCCCUCACUCUGUACGACCCUGCACCGGUUGCCAUCUCAGACCUCUCUUCCCAGUUCUUCCUCCAGCCCCAAGAUGUCGGCAAGCCUCGUGCCGAGGUGACAGCGCCGAGAGUUGCGGAAUUGAACUCCUAUGUCCCGGUUACAGUUCAUGAAGGCGCCAGCCUAGUUGACGACCUGGAACAGCUGAAACGCUACCAAGCGAUUGUUCUUACCCUGACCCCACUGAAAGAACAGCUCGCUAUCGCCGACUUCUGCCACAAGAACGGUAUUUACCUCACUAUCACGGACACUUUCGGUCUUUUUGGUUAUCUUUUCAACGACUUCGGAAAGAACUUCACGGUCGGCGAUGCUACGGGCGAGGAGCCACUCAGCGGAAUCGUGGCCAGUAUCGAUGAGGAAGGCUUGGUCUCGGCAUUGGAUGAGACCCGACACGGCUUGGAAGAUGGUGAUUUUGUGACUUUCUCGGAAGUCAAAGGAAUGGAGGGCCUGAACGGAUGUGCUCCUCGCAAGGUCACCGUCAAGGGCCCCUAUACUUUCUCCAUUGGAGACGUGUCUGAAUUCGGAACCUACGAAGCUGGUGGUAUUUAUACUCAGGUCAAGAUGCCAAAGUUCAUGGAUUUCGCACCACUCGAGGAACAGCUCAAGAAGCCCGAAGUCAUGGUGUCGGAUUUCGCGAAGUUCGAUCGCCCGCUGCAGCUUCACGUUGGAGUGCAAGCAUUACACAAGUUUGCAGAAGGUCAUGGCGGUGAACUUCCUCGUCCUCACAACGACAGUGAUGCUCAAGAGGUGCUGAAGAUUGCCAACGACCUAUCGUCUAGCCUGGAGGAGAAGGUGGAGUUAGACGAGAAGCUUCUCAAGGAGCUCAGCUACCAAGCCCGUGGUGACUUGAACCCGCUGGCCGCGCUCUUCGGAGGUCUCGCCGCUCAGGAGGUGUUGAAGGCUGUCUCCGGCAAGUUCAACCCUGUCUAUCAGUGGCUGUACUUUGACUCACUGGAGUCUCUUCCGACUUCUGUCACCCGCUCCGAGGAGGCCUGCAAGCCCCUGGGCACUCGCUACGACGGCCAGAUUGCCGUUUUUGGAAAGGAGUUCCAGGAGAAGAUUUCCAACGUCACUCAGUUCCUGGUUGGUUCUGGUGCCAUUGGCUGCGAGACGCUGAAAAACUGGGCCAUGAUGGGCCUAGGAACCGGUCCCAAGGGAAAAAUCUACGUUACGGACAUGGACCAGAUCGAGAAGAGCAACCUUAACCGGCAAUUCUUGUUCCGCUCCAGAGACGUCGGCAAACUCAAGAGUGAAUGUGCCUCUGCCGCUGUGGAGGCGAUGAACCCCGAGCUCAAGGGUAAGAUUGUCACUCUUCGCGAUCGCGUAGGCUCUGAUACCGAGCACAUCUUCAACGAGGAGUUCUGGGAGCGCCUGGAUGGUGUCACGAAUGCUUUGGACAAUGUUGACGCGAGGACUUAUGUUGAUCGCCGGUGUGUCUUCUUCAGAAAGCCACUGCUCGAAAGUGGCACUCUCGGCACCAAGGGCAACACCCAAGUCGUGCUUCCUCGUAUCACCGAGUCCUAUUCAAGCUCCCAGGACCCGCCCGAGAAGACCUUCCCCAUGUGUACCCUGAAGAGUUUCCCCAACCGCAUUGAGCACACUAUUGCUUGGGCUCGGGACCUCUUCCAGACGUACUUUGUUGGUCCUCCGGAAGCCGUCAACAUGUAUCUGUCGCAGCCCAACUACAUUGAGCAAACUCUCAAGCAGGCUGGCAACGAGAAGCAGACUCUGGAGCAUUUGCGUGACUUCCUGGUGACGGAUAAGCCGUUGACCUUCGAUGACUGCAUCGUCUGGGCCCGCCAGCAGUUCGAGGCUCAGUACAACAACGCCAUCCAGCAGCUCCUGUUUAACUUCCCCAAGGACUCCAAGACCUCCACUGGGCAACCGUUCUGGUCUGGGCCCAAGCGGGCUCCUACCCCCCUCAAGUUCGACAGCACCAACCCCACUCAUCUCUCUUUCGUCAUUGCUGGAGCCAACCUUCAUGCCUUCAACUACGGCAUUAAGAACCCCGGUGCAGACAAGGGCUACUACAAGAAGAUUGUCGAUAACAUGAUCAUUCCUGAGUUCACGCCCAAGUCCGGCGUCAAGAUCCAGGCUAAUGAGAAUGACCCGGACCCGGAUGCUCCUGCCUCUGGCUCUUCUUUCGAUGAUGGGCAGGAAAUUCAAAAGCUCGUUGACUCACUUCCAUCUCCCAAGUCUCUCGCUGGCUUCCGCCUGAACCCAGUCGAGUUUGAGAAGGAUGACGACACCAACCAUCACAUUGACUUCAUCACUGCGGCUAGUAACUUGCGUGCCGACAACUACGAGAUCCCCCAAGCCGACCGCCACAAGACAAAAUUUAUUGCUGGCAAGAUCAUUCCUGCCAUUGCCACAACUACCGCCCUGGUGACUGGAUUGGUUGCCCUUGAAUUGUACAAGAUCAUCGACGGUAAGGACGACAUUGAACAGUACAAGAACGGCUUCGUCAAUCUGGCGCUGCCCUUCCUUGGGUUCAGUGAACCCAUUGCCAGUCCGAAGGGCAAGUACCAGGGCAAGCAGGGUGAGGUCGUUAUUGACCAGAUUUGGGACCGCUUUGAGUUGGAUGAUAUUCCGCUCCAGGACUUCAUCAAGCAUUUCUCCGACCUGGGUCUGGAGAUCAGCAUGGUCAGUUCUGGUGUUAGUCUUCUGUACGCCAGCUUCUACCCGCCGUCCAAGCUUAAGGACCGUCUUCCUCUGAAGAUGAGUAAGCUGGUUGAGCACAUUAGCAAGAAGCCUGUUCCGGAGCACCAGAAGAACAUCAUUUUCGAGGUGACGGCAGAAGAUACGACUGAGGAGGAUGUUGAGAUUCCUUACGUGAUGGUGAAGUUGAGGAAGUAGGCAGGCAAAGCGAUAGUCUACCUUGCCGAAGUUCUUGGUAUAGAAUGAUUAUGCUGGGAUGAACGUAGAUAAACGUUAUGUAAGUAGAAGCAAUGCUAUAACUGUCGUUCGUUGACAUGUUUGUCAGAUUUCGGAAUAUUUCCUAGAGAAUGCGGUGAGUGAUUUGUUUGUUGUUGUGUUCGUGUUCGUUAAUUAAAACUCAGUUCCCGUAAUAAUCACUAGUCAGGAAGUAUGUAGAUAAGUUAAGGUGGUGGUUGUGCUGAGCUAAAUGUUUGUCAUGGAAGAAAAAGACCCAGAGGGUC
Molecule: messenger RNA, 3762 nt
Organism: Aspergillus fijiensis CBS 313.89
Lineage: Eukaryota; Fungi; Ascomycota; Eurotiomycetes; Eurotiales; Aspergillaceae
Gene: ubaA
Product: E1 ubiquitin-activating protein ubaA
Exons: 5
Coding region: 356-3460 (1034 amino acids)
Biological process (GO): ubiquitin-dependent protein catabolic process; DNA damage response; protein ubiquitination
Cellular component (GO): cytoplasm; nucleus
Molecular function (GO): ubiquitin activating enzyme activity
Source: RefSeq, a predicted model, not a curated record